Messenger RNA from Neurospora tetrasperma FGSC 2508, 1863 nucleotides. RefSeq lists its product as uncharacterized. Gene Ontology annotation, biological process: monoatomic ion homeostasis; monoatomic anion transport; borate transport. The annotation marks the transcript as partial. The record is from RefSeq and is a predicted model, not a curated record. The transcript has 2 exons. NCBI's taxonomy places the organism in Eukaryota, Fungi, Ascomycota, Sordariomycetes, Sordariales, Sordariaceae. Gene Ontology annotation, cellular component: fungal-type vacuole; plasma membrane. Gene Ontology annotation, molecular function: solute:inorganic anion antiporter activity; borate efflux transmembrane transporter activity.
AUGGCAUCCACAACACACCGGGACCCCGGGACCGGAGCCGGAGCCGGAGCCGGAGCCGGAGGACUCCACAUCAACCACACCACUACCGGAGCCGACCGCGAAGCCGAAAACCGCCACCACAGAACCCCCCGUACCGCAAAAUGGUACAAAAUCCAUCUCUUCCGGGGCAUGGUCAACGAUCUCCGUCGUCGCGCCCCUUACUAUCUCUCCGACUGGACCGACGCCUGGAACUACCGCGUGGUUCCCGCCACGGUAUACAUGUACUUUGCCAACAUUCUCCCCGCCCUCGCUUUCUCGCUGGACAUGUUCACCAAGACGGACCGGAUGUACGGAGUCAAUGAGGUGUUGCUUGCCAGUGUUUUGGGCGCCGUGGUAUUCAGUGUCUUGGCUUGUCAACCGCUCGUCAUAGUAGGUGUCACGGGGCCGAUUACGGUUUUCAACUACACCGUUUACGACAUCAUGGAGCCGACGGGGACCAACUACAUGGCCUUUAUGUGCUGGAUCGGUCUCUGGUCCUUGGUAUUUCACUGGAUUUUGGCUGUCACCAACUCGUGCAACUGGCUGCGCUACGUCACGAGGUUUCCGUGCGAUAUUUUUGGAUUUUAUGUGGCGUUUAUCUACCUGCAAAAGGGGGUUCAGGUGCUGCAGCGGCUAGGAGACGCAGCGCCGUUUUAUCUAUCGGUUGUUGUGGCGCUUUGCGUCUUUGCUAUCGCGUACAUCUGUGGUGAACUGGGCGGUAGCAGUCUGUUCAAUCAUACCGUUCGCGUCUUUUUGAAGGACUAUGGGACGCCGUUGACAGUGGUGUUCUUCACGGGGUUUGUCCACUUUGGAAAGCUGGAGCAUAUCCAUUUGGAGCACUUGGAGGUUAGCAAGGCGUUCUUCCCGACGCCGCAUGAAGAUGGCUGGAUCAGAGGGUGGUUUAUUCACUUUUGGGAUAUCCCCGUGGGACAUGUUUUCUUGGCUAUCCCGUUUGCUUUGCUGUUGACUAUUCUCUUUUGGUUUGAUCAUAAUGUCUCCUCCCUCAUUGCCCAAGGCACUGAAUUCCCCCUCCGCAAGCCCGCCGGCUUCCACUGGGAUCUCUUUCUCCUCGGCCUGACCACCGGCGUCUCCGGCCUACUCGGCAUCCCCUUUCCCAACGGCCUCAUUCCGCAAGCACCCUUCCACACUGCCUCUUUGUGCGUCACCAAAGUCGUCACAAACGAUGACACGGACGUCGACUCCACUGAAUCCAAGGGCCAUCCUUCGGAGUCAUAUCAAUUUAAACCCAUCUCCGUAGUCGAACAACGCGUCUCCAACCUUGCCCAAGGUCUGCUCACCUUGGGAACCAUGACUGGUCCCCUCCUCGUCGUUUUACAUCUAAUCCCGCAAGGCGUGCUAGCAGGCCUCUUCUUUAUCAUGGGCUACCAAGCCUUGGCGGGGAACGGAAUCACCCAGAAGCUUAUCUUCCUCUGCAAAGACAGUCGGCUGACCAACCCCAACCAUCCGCUUAACAAUAAAGCCCUGCGAAGAAGCCGGGUUUGGCUGUUUGUGAUUAUCGAGCUCAUAGCGUUUGGAGCGACGUUUGCUAUCACCCAGACUGUUGCCGCGGUGGGGUUCCCAGUGUUUAUCUUUGCGCUGAUUCCGGUUAGGGCGGUGUUGUUGCCGAGGUGGUUGAGUAAGGAGGAGUUGGCGGUCUUGGAUGGGCCGACGGCUAGUCCGUUUACUAUGGAGAGUGUCGGGGGCAGUUAUGGUGGUGUUGAGGAGGAGGAGGAGGAGAGGACGGAGGAAGGGGACAUGGGUGAGGAGAGUAGUGGGGGUGGUGAGGGCGGUGGUGUUCUCUCUUCGGGGGCGGAGGGGAAAGGAAAAAGUCUAAGAAGGUGGCCG